UAAGUCGGAUCCGCGUAAGUCGGGGACUGCCUGUAGUUCUCACACACAAAAUCAAUUUGGUUCUUUAAAUUAGAAUGUUGUUACAAACUUUCCAUUAUAUUAAAAUGUUCCAUCAGUCACUUUUAUUUCUUCAGAUAGUUGCUCAUUGACAUCUGUUCUCAUAUUUGAUUUCUGAACAACUCUCACUAUGGAGAGAGAUUAAACCAUUGGAACAAUUUACAGUGUCUGUGGUGGAGUCUCCAUUACUGGAAACUUUAAAAUCAAGAUUGGCUGUUAAUCAUGGGGCUUGUACAGUCCACAGGAGACAUAAGGUUGUUUAGCUUUUUGGAUCCCUCCCCUCACAAUGUUUUUCCUUGGUAAUAACUCAGAGUUCUCUUUUCUUCCCCAGCACUACUCCAUGACAGCUUGAUUCCAGUGAAGCUGCAGUGCAUCCUUUUUUUUUCUUCUUCAAUUAAAUGUGGGAAAAUCACAGGUAGAAAGAAAGGGAAUGGUCAGAACACAAAUUAUGAAAGUGUUCAUCAUUGGACUUGGAGGUGUGACAAAUGGGGGAAAAACAACACUGGCAAAACGACUUAGCAAACAGCUUCCAAACUGCAGUAUUCUUUGUCAAGAUGACUUCUUUAAGCCAGAAUCUGAAGUAGAAGUAGACGAACGUGGAUUUAAGCAGUAUGAUGUACUUGAUGCUCUUUAUAUGGAGGAAAUGGUGAGAACCAUACACUCCUGGAUGAAAAACCCGACUGACUCCUCUGUCUCAAUAACAGAGUCAAAGAGUACACAUAAGAGUCUGAAAAGUACAGAGGAUAUUCACAUUUUAAUAGCUGAAGGUUUUCUUCUGUAUAACUAUGAGCCUCUUAAUGAAGUAUGGGAUAGAAGAUAUUUUCUGACCAUUCCGUAUGAAGAAUGCAAGAGGAGAAGGAGUACCAGAGUUUAUCAGCCGGCAGAUCCACCAGGAUACUUCGAUGGACAUGUAUGGCCUAUGUAUCUGAAACAUAAAAGGGAAAUGGAAGAAAAUACAAAUAAUAUUGUUUAUUUGGAUGGAACAAAAUCUGAGGAAGAUCUUUUUUCACAUGUGUAUAAUGAUAUAGUACAGGAGCUAGAAACAUGGAAAAAAACUAAUAUGCAUGAGCAAGUGAACAGAACAGAGAGACAGUUUAAAUCCCUCCCAGAUAACCAACAAAACCUGCUUCCUCAAUUUCUUCUUCAUCUGGACAAGAUUCGGAAAUGUAUUGAUCAUAAUCAAGAGAUCCUACAGACCAUUGUGAACGAAUGCAAACAUAUGUUUGAAAAUAAAGAAUAUGGAGAAGAUGAAAAUGGGAAGAUUGUGCCAGCCUCAACGUUUGACAUGGAUAAAUUAAAGUCCACUUUGAAACAGUUUGUAAGAGACUGGAGUGAAACGGGGAAACCUGAAAGAGAUUCCUGCUACCAGCCAAUCAUUAAUGAAAUUGUAAAGAACUUUCCAAAAGAGAGAUGGGAUCUCUCCAAAGUUAAUGUCCUGGUACCUGGUGCUGGGCUAGGUAGAUUGGCCUGGGAAAUAGCUAUGCUCGGUUAUGCUUGCCAAGGAAAUGAAUGGAGCCUCUUUAUGCUCUUUUCUUCUAAUUUUGUACUCAACAGAUGCUCUGAAAUUAACUCUCUCAAACUUUAUCCCUGGAUUCAUCAGUUUAGCAAUAACAGGAGAUCUGCGGAUCAGAUACGACCAGUUUAUUUUCCUGAUGUUGAUCCCCACAGUCUUCCUUCUGGUGCAAAUUUUUCUAUGACAGCAGGGGAUUUUCAAGAAAUUUACUCAGAGUGCAAUAUAUGGGACUGCAUAGCAACCUGCUUCUUCAUAGACACAGCUCAUAAUGUCAUUGAUUACAUUGAUACGAUAUGGAAAAUCCUCAAACCAGGAGGAAUAUGGAUAAAUUUAGGUCCUCUCCUUUAUCACUUUGAAAACUUGGCAAAUGAACUUUCGAUAGAAUUGAGUUAUGAGGAUAUAAAAAAUGUUAUAUUAAAGUAUGGAUUUCACCUAGAGGUGGAGAAAGAAUCUGUAUUAUCAACAUACACUGUGAAUGAACUAUCAAUGAUGAAAUACUACUAUGAAUGUGUGUUGUUUGUGGCUAGGAAACCAGAGUUGCAGUGUUUCAAAUAGAUUCUUCAGGAAAAAAUGCUGGAGAUGUUAAAAUUGAAAACACACAGUGGACUAGGUAAUGACUGGAUACAACCUCAAAUCAGUGGUGCCUUGUUUAUUCUUAACAGGAAUUUGAGAGUGUCUAUUUUCUUAAUAUCUGUAUUGCUAUUCAGAUAUAUACUGUGCCAUGCAUAUUUGUACUGUACUUGUGAAAAUGGAAGUAUUCACCAGAUUGCAUAAAUACAUCCCAUUUUUUGAGUUUUAUACUUGUGUUUUAUUGUCUGCCAUGAAGUUGUCCUGAUAAGACUGGUUUAAUUAAAAAUUGUUUCCAUUUCAUCUGCAGCUGUCUGUAAUGUGCAUAAUCUAUAGCUCUCAGGACCUGUUGGAAAGGAUAUAUAAUUCUGUGUUUGAUAUCAGAACUGGGAAUAUUCUUUCCACUGUGGAUCUGAGGCUUAAAACAAAAUAUGCUAUGUAUUCUGCCUCAGUUUUUACACAUAAUUCUUUUUGUUUUCAUUUUCCUUGUGGCUUUAUGGAUGUUGAGGUAUAGUAUGAACGCAGACACAGUUUAGAGAAGGCUUUCUUUACAUCAGUUUAAAAAAUAGAAUUUACAAAACCUGAAAUUACUGAAAAGUGUUAAUGUUGCUGGAAAGCUACAUUCAUUGUGACUUUUAGCGCUCCCAGGACCAUUUUCUGUUAGACCGGAAAUAGAAACAUAAGAUUUUAGAAACUCUAUUUUUGGCUAUGCUAAACUUAGCAAUCUAUUCUAAUAGUUUGUUAGCUUUGGUAAUUUGGAUAUUGGUAUAUGAAAUCAUAGUAUGGAGUGAAGCAAAGCAUCAUGUCACAAAGAAGCAGGAGUAAAUUAACUUUGAAAUGGAAAUAAGACUUGUUCUGUUAAUGCAGGAACUGCACUCUCACUUUACCCAUUUGAAGUUUACCAGUGUAACUUAUCUGUUGCUUAAAUAAAGUGUUUGAAGCAUUUAUUUUAA
Molecule: messenger RNA, 3090 nt
Organism: Pelodiscus sinensis (Chinese soft-shelled turtle)
Lineage: Eukaryota; Metazoa; Chordata; Testudines; Trionychidae
Source: RefSeq, a predicted model, not a curated record